UGCACCGCACUUCCCUUGCUAAUAUCCAUAAGCAAAUACAUUCACAAAUUCACGGAGAAAAAAAGUUGCCAAGUCCAGCAACUUGGUUUAGCAAUUAACACUGGAGUUCCGCGUCCCGUGAAAAUUAGUAGUAGAAUCCUUUUAAAAAACUACAACCCAAACGCACGCUUCUGAAUGUGAGCGUGUGAUUCCCCCCUACUCCUCAAUCCCAUAUGUUGCUGGCGACAAUGAUAGCUGUGCUUCUGCUUCCUUAAAAUAAAAAAUUGAUUACUUUUUAUAUAAAACGUUCUUUAGAAUCCCUGCAUCCUCAGAAUUUAACAAAUCCUGUGAAACCUAGAAAAGAAGGGGAAAUUAAAAUGCGGAUAGCACCAUGGGGGGAGAAUUUUGGAUUGGUGUAAAACCGAAGAGAAAAUCGAAUCAAGGAAGAAAUAACUGUAUGGAAUUGGAAUUUCGGGAACCUGAGGGAGAUAUGCGUUUGGUCGUGACCUACGGAUGCCGGUUUCGAUUCCGAUCGGCAUUCGAUUCCUACUCGGUAGCUUGUGAGGCAUUCUCUGAAAAACAACAACAGAUUCUCUCUGCGUCGUGUUCGCUUCCAAUCAGGGUCAAAAUUGACCUCUAAUAGCGUUUCUGCCUUUAUUUUUUUCUUAAAAUUUUUUUAUUUUUCUUUUUUUUGUGGAUUUUCUUUUGGCUGUUGUUGUUGGAAAUUUCGAUCGGGUUUUGUUGGUUGUGGCGGCGUUUAGUUCUUUGUACAUAGAAAAAAAUGGAGUCGGCUGAUGAUUGUGAUAUCGCUGAGAAAGAUCCUUCGGGUCGGUACGUUCGGGGUUUCUCAGAAUCUGUUUGGUUUCCAAGAAACUUGGAGAAAAGCAAUUUGACUUAUAAUUCUCGAAUUCUGAGGGAAACUGGUGAACUUUUAUAUGAUAAUCAAAUACUGCUUACUGUUUAGGCUUACGUUAGUAAGAGUUUUGGUAAAUUGCUGUGCAAGUGAUACAAGUUUUGGUUUGUCUUGUUUAAUUCCUUCAGUAUGAUGAGAUCCUGGGAAAGGGAGCAUUCAAGACUGUUUACAAGGGAUUUGAUGAAGCUGAUGGAAUAGAGGUUGCAUGGAACCAAGUCAAUAUUGAAGAUGUAUUGCAGACACCUGAACAGCUGGAAAGAUUAUAUUCUGAGGUUCAUCUUUUGAAGUCAUUGAAACAUGAAAAUAUUAUCAAGUUCUACAAUUCCUGGGUGGAUGAUAAGAACAAGACCAUCAACAUGAUUACAGAGUUGUUUACUUCAGGGAGUUUGAGGCAAUACCGUAAGAAGCAUAAGAGUGUUGAUUUGAAGGCCAUAAAGAAUUGGGCUCGGCAGAUUCUUAGAGGUUUACACUAUCUGCAUAGUCACCAUCCUCCGAUCAUUCAUAGAGAUUUAAAAUGUGAUAAUAUAUUUGUAAAUGGAAAUAAUGGAGAAGUCAAGAUUGGAGAUCUUGGAUUGGCAACUGUCAUGCAGCAGCCCACUGCCCGAAGCGUAAUUGGCACUCCUGAAUUCAUGGCACCAGAGCUUUAUGAUGAGGAAUAUAAUGAGCUUGUUGAUAUAUAUUCUUUUGGUAUGUGCAUGUUGGAGAUGGUUACUUGUGAAUAUCCAUAUAAUGAGUGCAAAAAUCCAGCUCAAAUAUAUAAGAAAGUUACCUCUGGUAUUAAACCUGCUUCCCUUGUUAAAGUGAAUGAUCCCCAAGUUAAACAGUUUAUUGAGAAAUGUCUUCUUCCAGCAUCUAUGAGAUUGCCAGCUGUGGAGCUCUUGAAAGAUCCAUUCCUUUUGGCUGAAAUUCCUAAGGAAGUUCCUAGUGGUCUACCGCAGUUACCAAGUCUUAUGCCCAAAUUAGUAAACUUGAUCCAGUCUGAACCUCAUCCAAUGGACAUAGAUCCAAACUGCAAAAAACUUCUGAUCAAUUCAUCCACCAAAAGCAUCAAAGAAACUCCUCAGUUCUCAACUCUUGAGCUACAGUGUCUCACUGAGAAUAAUGAAUUUAGGUUAAAAGGGGAGAAAAAUGAUGAUAAUACAAUUUCAUUGACCUUGCGCAUUGGUGAUCAAUGUGGUCGAGCAAGGAAUAUCCAUUUUACAUUUUAUCUAGACUCUGAUACUGCAACUUCAAUCGCUGAGGAGAUGGUUGAACAACUUGAUUUGUCGAAUGAAAAUGUAACUGUCAUUGCAGAGUUGAUUGAUAGCAUGAUCAUGAAGCUUAUACCCUGUUGGAAACCUUCAUUUGGAAACAUUUCAUGCCUACGAGAUGGCUUCUGCUGCCCAAGUCAGGCCAGUAUUAAGACAGUUGGUGAGCAAGAAGUUUUCUCAGAGUUGGCUGUUGUAAAAUGUCAAGACACCCCAGAAUCUGUCAGUUCAGAUAUAUCAGCUGAAUCUGAUGGAAUGUUGGCUUCAGAUGGGAGUAAUAACAAACCAAUGGGAUAUUCUGGUUACAGUUAUGGUGAAUGCCAUCAAGGUUCAAACACAUAUGAUUUUGGUUCAGGUAUUGGGGUUUACAAUCAUCUCGGGUGUAAAGAGACUGGUGAUGAGGAAAACCUUGGGGAAUCUGUUCUGAUAAACGACUCAGCAAAGUACUCUGAUACAUCCUUAAUGGAUUCUUGUGCUUUUGCAUCACAAGAUAUGAGCUUGUCAAGCAUAUGCUCUCUAUCCCUAGCAGACAAGGAUAAGUUUGUCGAGCUGAAGUUGGAGCUUGAUGCGAUUGAUUCACAGUAUCACCAGUGUUUCCAAGAGCUCAUGAGGAUGAGAGAAGGAGCAAUAGAAAACGCCAAAAAGAGGUGGAUAACAAAGAAGAAAGCAUUUGUGAUGUAAUGUACAGAUUUACCUUGCCAGAGAUUUAAGUUUUCUCCGGCUCCCUUAGCUUGUGAUAGUUACUUUUUUUUUUUUUUUGCUGUGUCUGUUGCAUUGGAAGAAAUUAUUUCUUGACAGAUUUCAUUUAUUUGGUUUAUUUGAUUUAUCAUAUUGUUUCUUCUUGAUCAUUGAGACCUUGACUCUAAAUGUGACUUAAAUUUUAUGGAUAAGUACGAAAUGGACCACUUUUUGAUUUGA
Durio zibethinus is the source of this 3057-nucleotide messenger RNA. Lineage: Eukaryota; Viridiplantae; Streptophyta; Magnoliopsida; Malvales; Malvaceae. The record is from RefSeq and is a predicted model, not a curated record.